AUGGACGUUCGACGAAACGCCUUCUCGCAGAAGGUCAUCGGAGAGUGGAACAGACUCCCUGAUGAGGUGGUCCUCUCUACUGUAACGGAUGCACAGGCCGAGAUAUCACCGCCCAAUAACGCCUUGUGUGGGCCCCCAAAGGAAGAACACGACAAGGAGUAUGCAACGGCAGAAGUCUCUUUGUGUCAUAGGCCCUUUGACGAUGUGACAGCCAAAGUGGAACAGAUCCAAACCAAUAAGUCUACGAUAAAAAUGAAAAUUAUGGAACUGCAAAGGAAGCAAGAUGAGGCGGAGAAAGAAUCCAAUAGACUAAGAGGAGACAUUGAAACCUGUACACAGGUGUGUGUGGCUAAUGAAGAAAAUCUCGAAGGCCUUCAAGACCAGUUAAGGGAAUCUAAUAAACAACAGCAGAGGAAACUUGAAGGUAAGCUUUUUCGCAACACGGGUGUUCAGAUCUUUGUCAUUUACCAAACCAUGCUGCCGAAAAAGCCUUUUGCUGAUGCUGUAGUUCAAAGCUUGAAACCUUUUGGAGACCUGUGUUGGUGGCAACUCUGGAAGUGGAAGGAGCAUAGAUGGACUGAAAUGUGUUCUUGUAAACUGCUCACAAGAGAGACAGAUUGUGGUGGUGGUGGUGGUGGUGGUGGUGGUGGUCGGCUCGCAAUUUGUGCUGGUAGACUCGAUAAGGUCGACGAUAAGAUCCGUUUUAUGCCAAAGGAAUUUAGCUUCGCCGCGAAUGUUCCUGUCUCUGCGAAGGACGUAAGGACAACCUGA
Molecule: messenger RNA, 771 nt
Organism: Dibothriocephalus latus
Lineage: Eukaryota; Metazoa; Platyhelminthes; Cestoda; Diphyllobothriidea; Diphyllobothriidae
Source: the annotation of a GenBank genome assembly